UAACACUAAAAUGGACUUAUGCUUAUGAAUCUUUGUCAAUAAGCUUUAUAUCAUUGCAAUGAUAUUCAUAUUACAAAAAAAGACGUUCACAAAUAUCGGCUAAGGUGCAAAUAUUUGAUAACACCAAAAUAGUUUGGCGUUUUGGGAUCAUAAUGGUUCAACAAAAGUGAAAAUAACUUUUCCUCGAAUUAGACAUUGCAAACACUGUACAAAUCAAGAAACAUUCAGAAAUGUCACACACAAACGUUGGACUAACAGUCAUUAAACCUUAAUGUCCACACUUGGUCAGUACGCCGUUUUACGACUUCUCCUGCUGUAUGUCUUCAUAGUCAAAGCUACGCGGAGUGUACAUAAAACAAACAUGACUAUUUCAGUUAAAAAUGGUUCCACAGCUGAAUUAUUAUGUCCCAUAGACGUUGUCGUAAGCAGAAAGGAACUGGAUGCACUAACGUGGAUUCGCUCGCCAAGACAGCUUCUAACUAAAGGUGUUUUCAGAGUUGCAGACAAUCCUAGAAUAUUUCUAGCACCAAUGGAUCUUUUAAAACCGAGAGCGUUAAGUUUAUUUUUGAGACCCGCUUUAUCGGAAGAUAAAGGCGAAUACAGAUGUACAUUAACUUUAAAAGAUAGAAUCCAUAUUCAUAUAGUCUCUCUUGGUGUAACAGUACCUCCGACAAUAAUUAAAUCUCCAGUACCAUAUCUCAAAGUUGAUGAAGGCUCUGUGCUGGAGUUAAAUUGUUUAGCAAUAGGAGAUCCACCGCCUCAAUUAACUUGGAAAAUUCAUUCCAAUCGCCUAUCAACAGAAGAUGGAAAUGAUGAUAAAUUAUUAUCAGUUUUUGAAGCAUUUUCGGAGUUAGGAGUGCCCAUUAAUCAUGAUAAUGGAACAUUGGUUAUUGGUAAACUGCACAGAAAAAUGAAUCGACGUUUCGUUUGCUUAGCAGCUAAUGGUGUUCAGCCAGACGAUCAACGAGAAGUGAUUCUAUCUGUUCGAUUCUCACCAGAAGUCAAGAUGAUCAACCGUAUAAUAAAACAAGGAAUUGGUAUGAAUACAGUCUUAACAUGUCAAGUGAAUGCACAUCCACCUGGAUCAAUACGUUGGCUUUUCAAUCAUCACUAUCCCAUAGCUGCUACGAGUUGUGAUGUAAUGACGAAUGCAGAGAAAAAAUAUUGUUUACAGGAACACCGACCACAAUCUUAUAACAGUUUAUCACCAAUCACGUCAAAAUUGGCUAUUUUCGAUUUAAAAGCAGAGGAUUUUGGUGAUUAUGUGUGUUCAGUUAGUACCAUUAUGGGUGAAUCAUUUGGAGUGACUACUUUACAAAGAUAUAAAACUACCCGUUUUGGUGCUGAUCUCCCUCAAAUACUGCAUCAAAGGCAUAUUGAAAGAUCAACAUAUAAAGAGUUGAAUACUAGUAGGUUACUCAGUGAUAAGAAUGAUACUAGAUUCGACACAUACGUAAAACACAUUGGAUUAUCAGAAAAAAAUCUGUUUCACCGAAAACCAACAAGUUCGCAAAACACAGUCGCCAAUACCUCGUCCAAUGUGUCACUACAAACGAACCUGUUUCUGUUAUUCAGUAUUCUGACCAUCACCAGCUUAUACUUUGCACGGUACUGACAAAAUGGAAACAAAUGCAACAAAUUUAUAUAUGCUGCAAAAAAAAAGGAUUUAGCGUAAUAACAGAGCAUUAUUUCCAUUUUGAACUAACUGUAAAUGACACAAAAUGUUGCAUACCGUAACAUCAUUUGUAAUUAACUGAACUAAGUGAUUUUUUAAAAAGUAAUAUUUACUUAACACUGC
Molecule: messenger RNA, 1798 nt
Organism: Heterobilharzia americana
Lineage: Eukaryota; Metazoa; Platyhelminthes; Trematoda; Strigeidida; Schistosomatidae
Source: the annotation of a GenBank genome assembly